AUGUUCGUUCCUGUCAUCACGUGGGGGACGGAAGACAGCUUGUUGGAUGAGCUUACGAUGCUGAGCAACGAAAGGGACAAGGAGAGCAGCUUCCUGGCUAGCGUGUUAGCAGCCUUCUACCUGCUGAACAAGGGGAUUGGGCGGCUUAAGGCCAUAGUCCCGAUCCUGCGCGACGAGUCAUGCGGGAGGGUGUCGAUCACGGAAGUGUGUAGGAACCUGAGCAAGACCUCGUCGCUGAUCAACUGUCACAAGGCAAGCCUGCUGCUGCUGGAGGGCGGGGUCAGGAAGGAUCAGAGUAUGAUCGUGGAGUACCUCGCCUCCUUCUCCGUCCAAGAAGUGAUUCUGUCGCUGCUUCCUGUCCACUGGAGGGUCGCAGCAGGGUUGAAGACGAGCGACAUGGGAGUGUCCAAGGACAUCCAGGGAGGGCACAGCAUGUUCAUGAUGGGUGAGAACGAUAUCAAGACGAGCGCGUACGAGGCAGGGCAGGCGGUGACGACGAUACUGCUGGAGCUGAUGGACGUGUAUGUGAGGAGGAAGAUGUGGGAGUUCUCGAGCCACAACUUCCGGGGGAUCGAGCUGCUGCAGAUGUUCAAGGAGGCCGGGGUCGACGACGUGUUCUUCGAGAACUUCGCGCUCAAGAGCUUCGACUCGUUCGUCCGGCUCAACUCCUCCCGCUCGUGGGACGAGCAGUACCAGAGGAACGUCGACACGCUCAACAUGCUGGUCGAAAGGUUCAAGGACGACGAGCGGCUGCUGCCGCUGGACACGAGGCUGAGGAGGUACAGGGACACAGAGGUUGACGGGAUCCUUGCGCUAAGGACGACCAACUCGCUGGAGACGGCUCAGUUGAAACUGCCGGCGCAGCGGGGCAUCUUUUGCCUGCUGUGUGUCCAGCUGACGUUUGCGCUGAACCAGAUCAAGCUGACGGUGAACUUGGACCUGGUGUGGAUGCGGGACCCGGUCUGUGUAAUCGCCACUCCCAAGAUCGUCUCAGUCCCCAGCCUGCUCAACGUCGUGCUGGGUUUCCUCUGGUGCUUCCUGCUGGGGACUGCGGUCGUCGUUGACAAGUUCGGGACUCCGUUCCAGCGGAAGCGGGUUAUGAUCAACACCAUCAUCAGCAUCCUCGUCGGGUACAUCCUCACCUUCUUAGUUGACAUCGUCCAGUGCUCCAUCUACACGGGCAAGUUGGACCGCUGCUGUCAAGGGUUCCACGUCUUCGUGACUAUAGCGUUCGUCAUUCUGUUCCUCUACUUUGCGCAGUACAAGCAGCAGUACGUCUGGAUCGCAGUCUUCUUCAUCCAGGGCGCCUACUGCAUCUUCCAAGGGCUCAAGGAGGACGACUGGACUAGCUACAUCUUCUACUUUCUCGGCAGCAUCUGCAUUGUCAUCUCCUGCUGGGUGCUGAUAGUGUACCGCAUCAACUACCGGAAGACGCUCAAGAAGCUGGAGCUGGAGAUGCUGAGCUUCCAAGGGACGUGGAACCAGCUGGUAGAAGGGAAGGCGGAAGUGCUGAGAACGCUGGACGAGAGGGUGGGGGAGAUACAGGCCGAGCUCAAGUCCAAGAUCGCGCAGCGGGUAGAGUCGCCGCUGCAGCAGCUGGUGGAGAUGCUGGAGUUGAGGAGAACGAGGUACAGCACCCGCAUGCACAAGAUCACACAGCAGUGUCAGGACCUGCAGCAGCUCUACCUCGAGGCCCAGCAAGUCAGCGCUGACUUCCAGCAGCUGAUCGCUACCUGGACGCCAGUCGGGUUCGUGUGGGAGGGCAAGCUCAAGUCAGUGGCGAGGGCGAUACAGAAGACUGUGAGGUCGUACGGGAGGGACGCAUCCUGUCUGACGGACAUCGUGCGCUGCACUGUGGUGGUUGACUCGAUCGACGACGUGCUCACGUGGGUUGAAGGGCUAAAGAGAAACUCGAUGGUGGCACAUGGGAUAGCUACCCCGAAGAAUUUGAAGAGGAGGAUAUCGACGGAUGCGAGAAUCGAGAUGGAUAGAGAUGACUUUCUUGAGAAGAAGUUUAUGAGCAUAACAAGCAUCAAGAACAGGUGA
Guillardia theta CCMP2712 is the source of this 2046-nucleotide messenger RNA. RefSeq lists its product as hypothetical. NCBI's taxonomy places the organism in Eukaryota, Cryptophyceae, Pyrenomonadales, Geminigeraceae. The record is from RefSeq and is a predicted model, not a curated record. The transcript is spliced from 3 exons. The coding region runs from base 1 to 2046 and encodes 681 amino acids.